Messenger RNA from Endocarpon pusillum Z07020, 387 nucleotides. RefSeq lists its product as uncharacterized. The record is from RefSeq and is a predicted model, not a curated record. The transcript has a single exon. Bases 1 to 387 code for a protein of 128 amino acids. NCBI's taxonomy places the organism in Eukaryota, Fungi, Ascomycota, Eurotiomycetes, Verrucariales, Verrucariaceae.
AUGAUCGGAACUUCUCUACUUGAAUACAUCUUCAUUCGAGCAUGCAUCAUUGGCCUGCAAAGCGUUGCGCCCUUGAGUAUCAUUUAUUGCUCAGCAUGGGUUGUUUCUCAAGUGAUGAACUCUCUAGUACCUAUCGAGGCUCCCUUGCCGUUCAGGGUCUGGACCCUCGCUGAAGUCGUCUUCUAUAUCUUCGUCAAUUUCAUCUAUCGACAGAAACUUCAAUACGAAGCAGUGCACCCGGCAGCACCAUCACGAAACGAAAGGAAGAAGCUGUUCGAACUCUGCAACAGCAAUAUCCCUGAUCCAGAAGCAUAUUUCAAGAAGUGGUUCUUGGGUGCAACGACGGAUGAAAUCAAGAGAGACAACAUCAAGGAAUUCUUUCUAUAG